AUGACGCUGAUGGAGGUCACCAUGAGAAAGUGAGAUGGGCUGUCCGGCCUCUGGACCCCGCAGUCCCCAUCCCCUGGUCUGGAGUCAGAGCCGGGGCUAAAGACAAAGCUGUGAUGGAUGAGGGUAAAGUGUUUUCUGAGGCCGGAGCAGCAGUUUGGACUGAAACAGAAGCAGGAGUCCGUGUUGGGACAGAUGGCAAUAUUUUCGCAGGGGCUAGAAUUAUGACAGGAACCUCGACUGAAGUUGGGGCUGAAUGGAGUCCCACGGAUGCUAAGGGGGGUGGUCUGCCAAUGAUGCCCAGGAACCUUGCAGCUUUUGUGGGGCCACAGAGCCUGCAGACACGUGGAGAGGGCCAGAGAGAGCAGGCAGCCCCUUCCAUUCUGGCAGAGACACCAGUGCUAGGAAAACCUUUAGGACUGCUGUCUAAAGCUGCUUGGUCCAGAAGCUCCUCUUCAUCCCCAUCCAAGGCCUCCUCGUCCUCCUCCUCAUCUGCAACAAAAACAUCCUCUUUGCCAUCCUCCUCCUCUGCAGCCAGCAAAACAGAGAGUGAGACGGCAAGAUCAGAGAAUGUCUCUCUGGUUGGUGUCAACAGUAACUCCUCCAGCAGCAACAGCAGCUCCACUUCAGAGGAGUCCGUGAGCAGCCGUCCAGCCUGGGAUCUCCCCACCGUCCCCGAGUCGCUGCUGUCCACCGUGGGCGACCACGACGUCACACUUCCUUCCAACAUCACCAGCCCCUUCUCCACCCACCAGUGGAACACCACCACUCCGGCGCACACCAGAAACACCUCACGGCUGACGACCACAUCAACUAGCAUCAUAACCACAUCUCUACCACCAACAACCACCAACUCAACUCUACCGUCAUCCACCACAGCACAAACACCAAGGGCACCGACUGAAACCACCAGCCAGGACACUGUGACCAACGAGAGCCUCCAGCUGACCACAGUAACCACGACGACGCCCAUAACGACCACCGCUGAGGUGAUGACGACAAUGGUGCCAACCACUGGGAGCGCAUCAACAGAAUCACCAAAUACAACCGCCACUACAACCACGCAGCAAACCACAAGCCUCAAACCCACCACAGUGACUACAACCGAGCCUACAACCACCACGACAACCACACCUGCCCCCCCCACCACCACUACUACUACUUCAACGGUCGCCCCAACUACUACCACCACCACCACUACUACCACCACCCCUCCUCCAACCACGACCACUAUUCCUGCACCUACUACUACUGUCGCCACCACAACUUCUACUAUUACCACUACAACCACAACCACAGAGGUUCCCACCACCACUGUGUUCAUCCCAAUCGAGACCACGCCCCCUCCAACCACGACCACUGAACCCCCGUCCAACACCAGUCCAGAAGAAAGUCCACUUCCAUGCAACGUGACGGAGAAAUACUGGGUCAGAACAGUUCUCUCCAUUGAGCUGCGUAGGAACCGCCUGGAUCUGAUCCUGAAACAGAAUCUCUCUAAAGGACUGAGCCACGCCCUGCAGAGAGCACUGAACGACUCCACAGCCUACGCCCAGGGCCUAGAGCAUGCACACUCACGUUUUCCUUAA
Molecule: messenger RNA, 1583 nt
Organism: Notothenia coriiceps (black rockcod)
Lineage: Eukaryota; Metazoa; Chordata; Actinopteri; Perciformes; Nototheniidae
Product: mucin-2-like
Exons: 5
Coding region: 114-1583 (489 amino acids)
Source: RefSeq, a predicted model, not a curated record